AUGGACAGAUUAGUGAAAGCAGAUGUUAAGGGAAUCGAAUUAGUAUUCAUUAGAGGUCAGAAGAGCUCCACAACUUUCACUUUAACAAAUCUUAUGCACACCAUGUCUGUUGCCGUUUCUUUAUCCACAAAAACCCCAGCUUUCUUAUCUUUCAACAAGCCUCUUUCCAUCAUCCCUCCCCUUUCAUCUUCAUCCUACACUCUCCUCUCCCAGCCGUCCGAUCAACCUCCUUUGACCGACCCUCCCGAUGCCAUCACCGUCAAAACCACCAUGCUCACGGUGUUACUCAAAUCCGCUGCGGUUUCAGGGAAAGCCAAUCUGGUCCGUUCGUUAAUCGAUCGUGGUGGAGAUGUAAAUCAUAAGGACUCAAAUGGAAGAUCCUUGAUCUCCUUAGCUGUUGAAGCUGGGCAUCUUGAUGUGGUCAAUGUCUUGAUUUCCUCUGGUUGUGAAAUUGAUAACUCAGUUGACCAUGUUUUUCACUAUGCAGCAGCAAUAAACAGUGUGGAUUUGAUGGAUGCUUUGUUUCGAGCUUAUGGAAACACGGAUUCGAUAGAUUCAGUAGAUUUUCACGGUAGAACCCCAAUCCACAUAUCUGCAAUCCACGGAUACACCGAAGUGACUCGAUUUUGUUUAACAGUAGGUGCCAGCCCUGAUGUUUUAGAUAUUAACAAAUGCACCCCACUUCAUUUAGCUGCCAAGGGAGGUCAUUUAGACAUCGUGGAAUGCUUGUUAGAGGCAUCAAAUUACACCAAAUACGCAUUGAACAAACAAGGGAAGACCGCAUUUGCACUCGCCUUCGAAAAUGACUGUUCGAAUGUGUACGAUUCGCUGCAAUUAAGCGAAGCUUUGAGCCACGCCGCUUGGCCCGGGGAUGUGAAUGGGAUAAAGAGUUGCAUAGGUAAAGGGGCGAACGUGAAUGGGAGGGACCAAAAUGGGUCGAGGCCUCUACAUAGGGCGGCAUUCAAAGGGCAUGUUGAAGUUGCUUUGUUGUUGAUCGGACAAGGUGCUAAAGGUGAUUUGAAGAGUCUCAAAGGUAUGGGGAUGGGGGUUAGAUUGAAAUCCGAUGGUUCUAAGAAUCAUCGUUGUUAUCAGAGUUGUAUUGUUCAGCCUUGGCGUAAUGACGAGAGGGAACGAGCUUGA
Molecule: messenger RNA, 1140 nt
Organism: Hibiscus syriacus
Lineage: Eukaryota; Viridiplantae; Streptophyta; Magnoliopsida; Malvales; Malvaceae
Product: protein VAPYRIN-LIKE-like
Exons: 3
Coding region: 1-1140 (379 amino acids)
Molecular function (GO): protein binding
Source: RefSeq, a predicted model, not a curated record